AUGAAGAGGAGGAAGCCUGAAGAUGGGGGCCAGGUAUGUCCGCUGUGCAGUGCCCCUUUGACUGGGAGCGAGGAGGAGAUGAGUAGACAUGUGGAACAAUGCCUCAUCCAGCGUGAGGGUGCUCUGGACGAUGACUCGAUUGACAUGGACGGUGAAAACGGCAGAGGAUUCGAAGAGUAUGAGUGGGCAGGACAAAAAAGGAUCCGAGCAACAGCAUUACUAGAAGGGGGUUUCAGAGGAACGGGAUUUGCGACAUGCAGCAUCAAGGAGAGUGGUGCAGACAGCGACGCAGACCUGGAUGUGGACGGUGACGAUACUUUGGAGUACGGGAAGGCUCAGUACACUGAAGCCGACAUCAUCCCAUGCUCAGGCGCUGGCGAGGACCAGGGGGAGGCCCGAGAACGAGAGGCGCUACGGGGAGCUGUACUCAAUGGUGGAGUGCCUUCUAACAGAAUAACACCAGAAUUCUCAAAAUGGGCAAGUGAUGAAAUGCCUUCAACGAGCAACGGGGAAAGCAGCAAGACAGACAGCAGUACCCCAUGUUCUUCCUCUUCCGCCGCAAACGUCCCACGCACUUGUAAAAACAGCGAAAUUGAAAAGUAG
Molecule: messenger RNA, 603 nt
Organism: Knipowitschia caucasica
Lineage: Eukaryota; Metazoa; Chordata; Actinopteri; Gobiiformes; Gobiidae
Source: the annotation of a GenBank genome assembly